Messenger RNA from Colletotrichum truncatum, 2475 nucleotides. The record is from RefSeq and is a predicted model, not a curated record. NCBI's taxonomy places the organism in Eukaryota, Fungi, Ascomycota, Sordariomycetes, Glomerellales, Glomerellaceae.
AUGGGUAGUUGGGGCACCUCUGCCGAACGACGUGCCGAUAGAAUGCCGAAAAUGCAUGUCCAGGCUACGGGUGUUCAGCGCGAAGACCAAGCGGACAACGAUGUCGUGAGAAACGCAAUGAUGAAUGAUCUAGGCACCAUUCGAAUAGAUGAGCUGCCGUUGGAUAACACCCGCCGCGAACGGUACAUAGCACAACCCUCUCGCCAUCGGCCUGUCAUCACAGAGCGGUCUGAAGCUCUCAACGGAUACCUAGCGCUAGCAGUGAAUGGACUGAAUGAUUCAGAAGCUUUGGCUGUGAAAGACCUUGAUGACUUGGGUGGGCCAAGUGUUUAUAGACCCCCUGGAGGCCCUUCCAAGAAGUAUACAGAGAGUCGACGCCCAAAUGAUACGGCUCUCCAAGGCAUGCAAACAAGUCGAAAUGGUAUACUCCUUCCUCUUGGAGCUGAGGUACGCCGAUUUCCCACACUCACGGAUGCAGAUGGACAUAGUCUAGAUGCUGGAGUCGCCGGUGGGGAGGCCCCUAUAGUCUCUCCUCCUGCAAAAGAUGUCCCCAAAGCAUGCAAAGCUACGACCGCUAAUUUUGUCGCUCCUAAGAAAAAGGAUGCCACCCAAAUCAAUGGUCCCCUUAUUCAAAAGGUUUCAAACCCUGACGCAAGUCUGGCUCCUCACUUGAGGAAUAGGAACUUUGCAAACCAGCAUCCGGCUAGUAUUCUCUCCCAGGAUACAGAGGGAACCCCUCGUACGGCUGCGUCUCAUGUGGCUACGAAUACUUUAACAGAGCCCUCGACUGUGCAGUUUGGCGACCGGCUCAUCUGGCGUGGACCUUGCAAGACGGUCAUUCCUGGAAAGGGUCAGGAAUUUCGGGACGUAUACAUUGAAUUGAAGCUCGUGAGUUCAGUGGAUUGUCCUCAGGGCGAGGCGGUUUUCAUCCUCAUCCACCAGCAAUGCCCCAUCAAGCGUCACAGCCUUGAAGGCUACUCGAUCGUCUUCCACAAAAACCAGCAAUGCAUCGUCAAAUCCGUCUCCGCAAAUAUAAAGGACGCUCAGGAGAUUCGGUACAACUUAAAAUUUUCCACCAUUGAGGACUCACAGAAGUUUGCUGAUGGGGCUGAAAAGCUUCAGCGAGUGAUGAAGUAUCUCAAUGACACAGCAAUCACAAUCGUCAACGAAGCGGAGGACACCUACAAGAACAGGAGCCAAGAAUCGAAUCCGCCGAAAAAGUCCGCAGAAGUACUUGAGAGCCCCGAAAUAAUGUCUACAGCCGUCUCAUCAGAAAUUCAAAAUCUUCCUCCCCUCCAGACUGGCGCCGGCGAAGAGUCAUCCAACAUAAUCGCAGACAUUGCAGAUGCUUUUGGCAAACUAUCGUUGGAUAAAGUCAAAACCUCUCCCAUGUAUCAGCCGGAUCGUAGGGGCCCAGAGCCUCUGGUUCAAUACACUGCUGAAGAGCUUCUCAAACGUCGCGCUUCUGCUGAAGCACCCCCUGGAAUACAAUAUGUCAAGAUUCCUCUAUUGAAGAGCCACAACCGGGUGCCUCCUCAUCUACAACAGAACAACCAGAAGCUAAAGGCUUCUAGCUUGAACGCUACACAAGCGUCUGCUCAGUCUUGCCAGAAUUGGCUAACUGGCAAUAAAACCCCAAAGGUGAAGACAGACGAGACCGACUCGUUCGGGCAAAAGGUUGCUGCUCCUCUUAUUGAGGAUCCCAACAGCCAUGUCCCGGUUAACUCCAUAUCUGAGGUGGACCAGCAAAUAUCCACCGAAAACACAGGCAGAGACUUAACGACAACUAAGGAAGAUUUCAAGCUUGUCACAGAGAGCGAUGUAGUUGGCGAGUCUGAAGACACAACAGCUGAUUCUGCCGUUUUGAUUGAAGAACAAACCAAACCCAGUGCUAAUCGCGAGGAGAACGAACCAAGCAUUGGCCACCAGGUUGAAACUCUGGUUUCUAACACUGCUCAGGCUGUCCAGCAAAAGGCAACCGUACCACAGACAUAUGAAGCAACUCCUCCGAUGUUUGAAAACCCCUUACUUAGUCAAGCUCAGAACGUUCAGGUUUUUGGCGGUCAAGGCCUGCCAUCUCAAGAAAGCACUCCCCAGAUAACCUGCCAGUCCCCGAUAGUUGCUCAGCAGCUAGUGCCUGGUAUCCAGCACUUCUGUCCGACAGGCACCGUGCAUGCAAUCAGUGUCACUUACCACAUAAGCUAUGGAGAUAAUUCUGAACUGGGUCAGCCUCAAGUUGGACAACUUGCCGUUCCUGCUGUCCAUCAGACCAACGCUAGCCAUCUAAGCAAUAGGAUGGUGUUUUCACCAACGGCACAGCCGUUUCAAUCGACAACCCGGCCUCUGGCCCAUCCUCAGUCUUCUUCUCCAGCAGCAACUCGUAUCCGCCGAGGGCUCGGAAGUUCAAUCUUCGCAACAGGACAUUGCGACGUGAAACACGCAGGUAAUUUCACAGGAGGUACAGCAUUUCAGUAA